AUGACUUUCAAGGAUGUUUAUGAAGCUAGAUCUGCAGUUAACUUUUAUGCACUGGUCAAUAAGAGAGGGCUGGUUUUAAAAAAAAAACAGAUAGAACGAGGGCUAGUUACAAAUGUCAGGAGGGUUGCCCCUUUAGCUUUCAAGAAUCCUAGGGCUGAUCAGAAUACUUUAGCUCAGUUGUUUAAGAAAAAGGUUCAAUGCAAUCCUAAGUACAAGGUGAAAGACUUGAGAAGGGAGUUGGAGAAUAAUUUUGAUUUAAAUGUGACUAAGGCUAAGCUCAAAAGGGCUAAGUUGUUAGCUCUUCAGAAGUUAGAGGGCAGUUUUGUUGAUGAUUACAAGAAACUUGAGGCUUAUGGGCAAGAAGUUAGACAAUCUAAUCCUGGCACUGAUGUUGUGAUAAAUAUAUCAAGAAGUGCUCUUGAAGAAGGUAAAAGAAAAUUUUUGAGGAUGUACAUAUGCUUCAAUGCAUUAAAAAAGGGUUGGAAAGGUGGGUUGAGACCAUUGAUAGGAGUUGAUGGUACAUUUCUGAAGGGUAGAUAUAAGGAUCAGAUGUUAGUGGCCCUUGCUCAAGACUCCAUGAAACAAUUUUAUCCCCUUGCUUGGGUUGUGGUAGACAAAGAAACAACCAUGACUUGGACUUGGUUUUUUGAGUGUUUGAAGAUGUCUUUGGAACUAAAAGAUGGACUAGGGGUGACUUUCAUCUCAGAUAUGCAAAAGGGAUUGGUUGAUGCUGUGAAGAAUACGUUACCUAACUCUCACCAUAGAUACUGUGUGAGACACAUUGAGGCCAAUUGGCAAAAGAAGUGGAGAAGUGGACAAAUGAAGAAGUUGAUGUGGUGGUGUGCUUGGAGCACUUAUGAAGAAGAGUUCAAAGACCGACUCAAAAAGUUGGGUGAAUUAUCCAAGGAAGAUAAUUAUUCUGCUGCCAAGGAUCUGUUACACUAUCCUCCGCAAUCUUGGUGUAGAGCAUAUUUAGACACUAAGUGUAAAAACAUGAUGGUUGACAAUAAUUUCACCGAGUCAUUUAAUUCAUGGAUUCUUGAAGCUAGAAGAAUGCCAAUCAGCAGGAUGCUGGAGGAAAUUAGGACAAAGGUUAUGAGGUUGUUGGUUAAAAAUGAAGAUGAAAUCAGGAAAUGGGAUGGUGACUUUAGUCCAGAAUCUCUGAAGUUGUAUGAUGACUACAGGGCAAUUGCUCACUACUGCAAGGUUGAGUAUAAUGGUGACUAUGGCUACGAAAUAUCUGAAGGUGAAGAUAGGCAUAUUGUUGAUCUUUCAUAG
Lycium barbarum (goji berry) is the source of this 1278-nucleotide messenger RNA. RefSeq lists its product as uncharacterized. NCBI's taxonomy places the organism in Eukaryota, Viridiplantae, Streptophyta, Magnoliopsida, Solanales, Solanaceae. Gene Ontology annotation, molecular function: DNA binding; transposase activity. Gene Ontology annotation, biological process: DNA transposition. The transcript has 3 exons. The record is from RefSeq and is a predicted model, not a curated record. The coding region runs from base 1 to 1278 and encodes 425 amino acids.